Lecanosticta acicola is the source of this 995-nucleotide messenger RNA. The record is from the annotation of a GenBank genome assembly. NCBI's taxonomy places the organism in Eukaryota, Fungi, Ascomycota, Dothideomycetes, Mycosphaerellales, Mycosphaerellaceae.
AUGGGGCUCUCGGUCGACUAGUACGUUCCCAAUCCCCUGCCUGAAACCCCACUGCCUUCUAACAUAUCGUCAGCAACACCCGACCGGGCAGCUCUUUCGCAUCACUCGUGAUUGGAGACGCUUUCCAAGAACAGCAUAAGAUUCCUCCAGAGGGCAGUAUGACGGAAGCGGAAACUCUUACGCUCGCGGACUUUGGUUUUGCGGACGCGGAGGAAGUCGAAGACGCGAAGCAUUCGAUGCCUUUGGGGGCGUUCGAGGCUGCCCAUGGGGUGAUCGAGGGGCUCGAGAACACGAGCGGAGACGAGAAUGCGGCCAUCUCGAUGGAGGUUGACACCGAUGACAGUACGAGGAGAGCUGAUAUCGCUACAGGGAGCGAGACGGUUCAAGCACCGACUGGAUACGCCGCUUUCUUCCGAGCAAAUCCGGAGAUGAAGAGAUCGGGUAGGCCUAAGGGUUGGAAGAAGUCGAUCCAUAUGAAGGCGAAGUCUGUGCAAGGGGAUCCGUCCAACACAGCGGCCAGCAAACGGAAGAGCGUGAAGGGGCAGAAGCCGGCCAAAGGCGAAGAAGCCAGCAGAGCGGCCUCGCCUCCUAUACCAGUCAAGACUGAAGCAUCUUCUGAGCAAGGCAAAGGAUAUGCCGCUUUCCGCAAGGUCAACCCGCAUAUUGAGAAGAAGGUCGGUCGGCCUGUGGGGUGGAGGAAGGCGAUCCACGGGAAGCGAGCUACUGCAAACACGGACGAGGCGGAACCGGAGGAGGAAACACAAGUGAACGUCCCAGUGAGAGGCAUCGAGGACGAAGAUUUACCAUUGUCUUUCUGGGAGGGUGUUCUUGAAGCUGCCGGUAUUGCGAUCUCGAUCGAAAAGAACGAUGAGAGUGGAAGGCGGGAUUCAGUCCUCAACUUGCAGUCUCGGAAUUAUGUCGCUUCAGAGCCGUCAAGAGGAAAGGAAGACAAUGGGGGACUUUCCGUGGCUCUUGGCCUACCAUCCUCUCUCUAG